Messenger RNA from Linum trigynum, 5123 nucleotides. Lineage: Eukaryota; Viridiplantae; Streptophyta; Magnoliopsida; Malpighiales; Linaceae. The record is from the annotation of a GenBank genome assembly.
GCCAAAUUAGUCAAUCGCACCAUGGAGAGGUCAAUCGGUGAGGACUAAAAAUAUGUAGCUAAUGUUGCGGGGAGAAUUAUGAACACAACAAGCCCCAUAAUUGCCAUAGGAAGCUUCCAUCCAGAUAUGUAAGAUCCCCCACAUAAGUCAUACUCUCUUGUUGCACUUUAAUUGAGGUUGCCAUGCUGUUAUAAUAUUAUUGGCUUAAAAAACAUCAAUACAAUGAUAUACAUAAAAGAGAUCAUCAGGUACAAUAAUGAUACACAAAAAGCCUGAAAAUGAAUUCAAACACUCAUGUAACCUCGUCGGCCGACCACUCCACAAUUAGUGGGUUAGUUUUAGAUUAAUAAAAACUUUGGACUAUAAUCAUGAAAAUUAUAACUAACCCAAAAAGACCGUUACUUUAAAAAAUGAUUAUCAACCCCAAAAAAGACCCGCUAAUUUUCUUGGUCUCGGUUCUCCUACGUACGUUUUUGGACUUGGUUUUGUGUCUAUAUAGACAUGGCGCCGUUUACUUACAGAAGCUAGCCAGCUAGCUGGAGCCUUUUACAGAGUAAGAAAUCGAUGACUAGCCAUCAGAAAGUGAGGGAAGGCGAAAAUACAAUACAGCAAGAAGACACGAACCUUACCCAGGAAUAGGCUUUUUGACUAGAUAGUAAACAUAAAUCGUAUGCCAAAAAGGACUUACGUUUAAAUAUUACAACACAGUUUACUAUUCCAGACAAAAGGGAGAAAAAUACAAUAUAUAUACUAGCUAGUGCAUGUGUCUUCUAGAAAGUGAAUAAAAUAUCAAAAGUCGUAUCGCCGGUCGAUGUAACAUGAAGGCGACUGAUGACAGACCAUAUAAAAACAUGGAUACCAAAUCAUGUUUGGUAACUUCCUUAAUUUUUGGAUAUCUCACUCAUAUUACAAAGUUAGGUGUAGUUUAAAAGAGGUUAUAAUUCAUUUUCAAUCUUUGAUAUGAAGUUCAAAGAUAUGUAUGUGUAUGAAUUGAGGGUGAUAUUAGUGAGUAGGGGUGGUUAUACAGUCCGGUCCGGUUAAAUUGGACCAAAUUGAUCUGGUCUCAGUCCGGUCUUUUCGGGAAUAUAAGGAUCAAAGAUUGGAUUGGAUACAGUUCGAUCUUGAUCCGGUCCGGUCCCAAUUUGAUCUUGGAUUUAGGUGUUGGGGGUCUCUUAUCCGGUGUUUAUCCGGAUUUUUUUUAUCUCAAAUCUAAGCCCGAAUAUGAGAUUGGAUUGUUUGCUAUCCAGUCCCAGUCCGAUCCCGGUCCGGGUUACACGGUCCGGUCCCGGUCCGAGUUAUGCUAUCCAGUCCCUAUUAGUGAGUGACGAGAUUAUAUGACAUGUAUCAACCAACCCUCUAAUAGUUUCGAGUUGACAGAAGAGGUAGGUCAAGAUAAGAUCGUAUAUCAUUUGCUUACAAAAUGACAAGCAACGUAUGAAUCUAUUUGCAUAUCAUAUGCUCAACACAAUUAUUAGUUUUAAGGGUCGUCAAGAUUCAGAUACACGAGACAUAUCGGUAUACGGCUCUACCACCUCAUCGGAAAAUUAACAACUCACUGGAAAAUUAAUAGCUCAUCGCAAUAAAUCGAAGUGUUUGAACUUUGAAGGGACUCGAGAUAUUAUCUUAUAUCAUCCCUUACAACAGGAUGUGUAUCAACCCCAUGGUAUACAAAUUUGCGUUAAUUUCGAUGAAGGAUAUCCUCUUGACAUAAAGAAACUUCAUGAUGAUUGGGAAUUAUAUAUUGGAAACCACCAAAUAUUAUGCCUAAGAUGUGAUUUGAAGUGACGACAUGACUCAUAUAGGGAUUGUUGAGUAAUUAUGUGUCUUCCGGUUCAAGUCACAUUCUAAUUAAUAUUUCGUAACAAAUAAAUGAAGUUAGGCUAGCUAUCAUCUUUACUAUAAAUUAAAUGGGAUAGCGUCAAAGGCUCAAAUUUGAAGUUGAUGAGGGCUGAGUUACGUGGUCCGAAUUUUCACCGUGAAAUUGUGUUAGGUUUGCGUACAAUUAUAUAUAGUGGGGUUUCGUCACUAAUUAUUGUUUCAGUUUUUGGAUUUGGGUGGGAAGGAAGAAAAAGCUAUAUAUCUACCUUCUUUGGGUUUCCUUUCCCAUCUUCAUAAAUUAGUUACUCUUAUAGUGGACAGGUGUCUUUGUCUGUCCAAAAAGAAACUCUAUUUUUUUUCUUUCAAAAGGGACUAAGAGCAAUUUCUCAUGAAAUCACUUUGCGAUUAGAUUAUGAUAUAUAUAUUUCGUGAAGUAGAUGAUACAAAACUCUUUGGAGCUGCUGUUAAUCAUUCUUUGGUGUCAUAUGUACUAGCAAAUAGGGAUGCAAAUGAGUCGAAUUGCAGCAGCUAUCCACAAACAUGUAACUCAUCCAUCCAGCACACCAUCCAAAUUACUCGAUCAAAUAUACGUGUUGGACAUUGGAAGAGUGCAAAUCAUACGCAGUCAAGAGAUAUUCUUGCGUUGAUAGUGAUGAAUACCCAAUUUUCAAAUUAUGAUAUUUCCAAAUUAUCAAAAUUACUCCUACAAUGCACUACAUUGUUAUAAGACCGUUUAAAAGUGAAACAAUAUCAUUUGGGGGGGGGGGGGGGGUGUUUCAAAAUUAACAUUUAGGGUGACAUGAAAUAGAGGAGAAAUAGGAAAAUUGAGUAGAAUACCGGUGAGUACGAGUUGGGUUGCCACCCUCCAUAGAUAAGAAGAUGACUGGCCAGGUAUCCCCAAACUCAUCCACCUCGGUUUAUUUUUGAAAAGGUUUCCUACCUAACAGAACAAUACGACUAAAUAGAACUAACAGAUUAGGUAGACACUAUUAGUAAAUGAUAUAAAAUUAAUAAUUAAACAUUUCUAAAAAAUUCAACUUAUUGAAACUAAUUAGUUCUUGUUAUGCUAUCAGAGUCUUCAUUCUUCAAUAAUAAUCAAGAGGUCUUGCUAUUUCAAAAAAAAAAAUCAAGAGUCUUGCGUUUGAUUUCUGACGACCUUCAUUUGUUAAACACAUGAUAUUCGAACAUGUGAAAAUUUUAAAUUCAAAGAAUUGAGUUUCAUUUGAUGUGACGUGCUAGUAAAUGAUAUAGAAUUCAUACUUUUUUUUUAUAAGGUUGACAUUCAAUUAAUUAACAAGACUACAGAAAGGAAAAUGCAAAAGGAAAGAUAUAGAAACUGAAAUUCUGCAGAGGAGCUGCAGAAAAAGAACAAAUCGAGGAAGCUAUUCAUAAUUAAACAUCUCCAAAAAACUUGAGUCAUUGGAAUCAACCGAUUUUUAUAGAGCCAACAAAAAUUGAAGUCGGAGUAAAUAUUAGGAAGAUAAACAAAUCAAGAAAAUGAAAGAUCUAAAAAGAAUCUAUGGUAGACCCAAAAGUUGAUAUUCCAUUAUUUAUUGCCAAUGUUCUGAAACACGUUCAUAGGGGACAGUGAGAACUAAGUAGGAGAUCACGUUAUGACCGAUAACACAACUAUCACGUGUCUAAUGUCUAUUGUACUUCCUUCCGUAAAUAUAUAAAUGCGCCUUAACAUCCCCUACAUUUCCACUUAACAACAACACAUUUCAGUGCUAAAUCCACCAAAAAGAAGCACUCGCAGUCGCCGCCGGCCGGCCGCCACCACAUGGAGACCAAACAGCACCACGCCGUUCUGUUCCCAUUCAUGGCAAAAGGCCACAUCAUCCCACUCCUCCACUUCGCCCACCUCCUCCUCCGCCGCCGCAUCCACGUCACCGUCCUCACCACCCCAGCCACCCGCUCCUUCGUCGCCGACCACCUCGCUGGCCACCCUUCUUCCGACGUCGUCACCAUCCCUUUCCCGCAGCUGGGAAUCCUCCCUCCCGGCGUCGAGAGCUCCGACAAGCUCCCUUCCAUGUCCCUCUUCCCUCGAUUCGCCAUGUCCACCAAGCUCAUGCAGCCGGACUUCGAGCGCGCCCUCGGAACCCUACACGGUACCCGACCCGUUGACUUCUUGGUAUCCGACGGCUUCCUCGGGUGGACGUUGGAGUCCGCCAACAAGUUUGGGAUUCCUAGGCUGGUGUUCUACGGGAUGAGCUGCUACGCUUCGUGCAUUUGUAAGGCCGUCGGAGAUGGCAACCUCCUCGCCGGAGCUGAUCUCGCCGAUGAUGACCCGGUCACUUUGCCGGAGUUUCCUUGGAUUCAGGUAACCAGGAACGACAUUGAGCCGCCAUUUAGCGACCCGGAGCCCAAAGGCCCAUACUUCGACUUCCACAUCUCGUGCUUUGUUUCGUCCGCCAACAGCUUCGGUUUGAUCAUCAAUGGCUGCUAUGAGGUGGAACCGCUUUUCGUUGACCAUUGGAAUCGCCACGCGCUGCCUAAGGCAUGGUGCGUAGGGCCCUUUUGCCUAGCCGAGCCUGAUAACAGAUCAAAUAGCAACGCCACCAAUGGUCCAACAGUGGUCCAACCCAACAACAAAGCACCAGCGUGGUGGAUGAAGUGGUUGGACCAAAAGCUCGAGCAAGGAGUCCCGAUCCUCUACGUGGCAUUCGGGUCCCAAGCCGAGAUAUCCUCUGACCAAGUCAAGGAGAUCGCUCGGGGGUUGGAAGACUCCAGGGUGAGCUUCUUGUGGGUGAUAAAGAAUCGUGAUUUGGAACUCGUGGAGGAUCGGUUCGAAGAUCGAGGGGUGGUGGUUCGAGAGUGGGUUGAUCAGCGGGAGAUACUAACCCACCCGAGCGUCCAAGGGUUCUUGAGCCACUGCGGGCUGAACUCCACAAUGGAGGCGAUCUCUGCUGGGGUUCCGAUUCUGGCGUGGCCUAUGAUGGCCGAGCAGCCGUUGAAUGCUCGAAUGGUGGCUGAGGAGAUAAAGGUGGGACUUCGAGUCGAGACAUGUGAUGGGUCGGUCAAAGGGUUCGUUACUCGAGUCGGGCUGAGUAAGAUGGUCAAGGAGUUGAUGGAAGGAGAGAGAGGUAAAGAGGCGAGGAAGAGGACUAAGGAGUAUGGGAAAAUUACUAGAAAGGCCAUGGAAGAAGGAGCCGGUUCUUCGUGGAGGAAUUUGGAUUUAUUGAUUGAUGAAAUUUGCGAGAGGAAGGAGGCAUAAAUAUGGAUUAUCUGUCAAUUAUGAUAUACUGUAAAAUUUGGGUUUAUUGUUUGUAUUUAACAUUUGAAAAUAAUAUAGAGCAUGCAUGUAA